Molecule: messenger RNA, 3622 nt
Organism: Psammomys obesus (fat sand rat)
Lineage: Eukaryota; Metazoa; Chordata; Mammalia; Rodentia; Muridae
Gene: Slc19a2
Product: solute carrier family 19 member 2
Exons: 6
Coding region: 187-1719 (510 amino acids)
Biological process (GO): vitamin transport; transmembrane transport
Cellular component (GO): plasma membrane
Molecular function (GO): vitamin transmembrane transporter activity
Source: RefSeq, a predicted model, not a curated record
GCUCGGCGUUGGACGGGAGGCGGCGGGGGGGAGAGGCGGUGUUGCCGAGCAUCCUGACCCUGGCGCGUGGCGGCGCCGCGCGAGGUUACAGGUGCCCGCCGGGACCCGCGCGGCCGGAGCCCGCUCCGGUUGGCCGAGGGGGAGGAGGGGCUCCGAGUUCGCGGCGUCCGGCCCCUCGUGCCCAGGAUGGAUGUGCCGGCCCGGGUGUCCCGACGAGCGGCGGCCGCGGCGGCCGCGGUGCUUCUGCGGACCGCCCGCGUGCCCCGCGAGUGCUGGUUCCUGCCGACCGCUCUGCUCUGCGCCUACGGCUUCUUCGCAAACCUCCGGCCGUCCGAGCCCUUCCUCACGCCCUACCUGCUGGGGCGGGACAAGAACCUGACCGAGAGGCAGGUCUUCAAUGAAAUUUAUCCCGUAUGGACAUACUCUUACCUGGUGCUGCUAUUUCCUGUGUUCCUCGCCACAGACUACCUCCGUUACAAGCCUGUCAUUCUGCUUCAGGGACUCAGCCUUAUUGUUACAUGGUUCAUGCUGCUCUAUGCCCAAGGACUGCUAGCCAUUCAGUUCUUGGAAUUCUUCUAUGGCAUUAGCACGGCCACUGAAAUCGCCUAUUACUCCUAUAUCUACACCGUGGUCGACCUGGGCAUGUACCAGAAAGUCACAAGUUACUGUAGAAGUGCCACCUUGGUGGGCUUCACCGUGGGCUCCGUCCUGGGGCAAAUCCUUGUCUCUGUGGUAGACUGGUCACUGUUCAGCUUGAACGUCAUCUCCCUCACCUGUGUUUCUGUUGCUUUUGCUGUGGCCUGGUUUCUGCCUAUGCCACAGAAGAGCCUCUUCUUUCACCACGUUCCUUCCUCCUGUCAGGGAGUGAAUGGCAUCAAGGUACAAAAUGGCGGCAUCGUUUCUGAUACCCCAGCAUCUAACCACCUUCCCGGAUGGGAGGACAUUGAGUCAAAAAUCCCUCUAAAUUUAGAUGAGCCUCCUGUGGAGGAACCGGAGGAGCCCAAGGCAGACCCUCUUCGUGUGCUGAAGGUCCUGUGGAAUGACUUCUUGAUCUGUUACUCCUCCCGCCCUCUGCUCUGCUGGUCCACCUGGUGGGCCCUCUCCACCUGCGGCUAUUUCCAGGUGGUGAACUACACACAGGGACUGUGGGAGAAGGUGAUGCCUUUUGAACAUGCAAAUAUCUACAAUGGCGGUGUGGAGGCUGUUUCAACCUUGCUGGGCGCUAGUGCUGUGUUUGCAGUUGGUUAUAUAAAAAUAUCUUGGUCAACUUGGGGAGAAAUGACGUUAUUCCUGUGUUCUCUCCUGAUUGCUGCUGCAGUAUAUAUCAUGGACAUUGGAACCCUUGAACAUGUUAAUAAUUGGCCUAAAAUCAUGGGGAACAUUUGGGUGUGCUAUUCAUCCUAUGUUAUCUUCAGAAUCAUCUAUAUGGUACUCAUCACCAUAGCAACUUUUCAGAUUGCUGCCAACCUCAGCAUGGAACGUUACGCCCUUGUGUUUGGUGUAAACACCUUCAUAGCCCUGGCAUUGCAGACUGUGCUCACUCUAAUUGUGGUAGACGCCAGGGGCCUUGGCUUAGAUAUUACCACUCAGUUCCUGAUUUACGCCAGUUACUUUGCAGCCAUCUCUCUGGUUUUCCUGAUUAGUGGUACAAUCAGUAUUAUAAAGAAAUACAGAAAGCGGGAAGAGCCCAACUCCAGCUCUCAAGCGAUCACUUCGUAAUACACUGCUGAAACAUGGCUGCUUCCAAGCAAGGACUCCGCACAGCAGCUGCCUGGGUGCAUUUAAACUCUCUACAGUUCAGAUAAAAAUUGAUGGAUGUGUAUUUCAUGGCUUCGAAGCAGCCACUCAACUUACACCUUGCAUUCCUGGAGUUAGUAGAAUACUGCUGAGAAAAGCCACAACUGAAGCUUUUUCCAUGGAUUAUUUAUGAGCGCUAAUUUAAGAAUGACUUUUCCUAAUUAAAAAAAAAAAAUUAUUUUGGAAACAGUAAUCAAGUAAUCAAGCAGCAUGUCUGCUGUUUCCUUGAUUAACACGUGAGUGGAACGUUUUAUAAUCACGCUCAGCCAGGCCUUUGGCCUGGUGGGACCAGGGCUUCCGAGGCCACGGGAUGUUACAAGUCAUGAUGGGAGUGUGAUCUGUCAGCACUGGCCCUGUCCAGCUUCGCUCUAAUUUCAGUGUUAACUUGUGUGUGCUUGUGUGUCUGCAGGUGGAAAGUGUUCCUCACUGGCAACAUCUGCUCGGGUUUAAUGUUCCAUCCUCUAAGGAGUGUCAUUUCUAAUUUUAUUUUUAAAAUUCAUUGUAUGAAUGUUCUUCCCAUUUUGACCACUGUAUGUUUUUGGAAACUUUCUUUAAAAGUACGUUUUUUUGCACUAUUCAUAUGCUUCCCAGAGAAGCUCAUUUCAUUUGAAAAAGGCAAAUUUUAAAGCCAGCUGGUAAAUGAGGAGAGCUAUUUAGGAAACUUAAGGUAGGUUUGCUUGUCUUUAAUGCCUCAGUAUGAAGGACUCUUAAUUCCAACUGGAAAGGUCAUUUACAGGUUAGAGACACAAGUGGCCCAUUUUAUAUUUGUGUACCUUUUUAUUUCCAAAAUAAAAUUAACUCUUUUCCUUUGAAACAACUUCAUUUCCAUAUGCCUUUCAUUUUAUUUUGGCUUUCUUUUCCGAGAUAAAGGUGUCAGUGGGAAUUGGAUUAUUCCACAGCCUUUUUCAUAAACUGAGCCUCUUUUUAGUUCUUUUAUUGAGAUUGGAUAGACUUGAUGCCUGCAUUUUUGGACCUUAAACCUGCCUUUAUUCCUGAGGUUAGAUCAUCUUGAACUUUUUAACUUAAAUUAAAAAGUUAUUCCAUUUCCUCAUUACUUGAAAGGAUGGUGUUCUAUAUGGUAAUAUUUGUGAGACAUGAAAACUAUUUCAGAGACAACUUUGUUGUCUUGUGCAAAGAAUCUUAGGUAGGUGCUUUUAACUAGAGUGCUGACUUUUUAAGAACGGCAUAGCUAAACAGUGUUAUUAAUACCAAGAUUGCAAAACUGAGGUCAGGAUAAUACUGGACAGGAGCGAGCUUGACGAGUGUGUGAAGAGCUUCGCUCAAGCACUGGGAAGAAAACUGACACAGGAAGUGAGGCUAAGAAUAGGUCAUUUCCAUGCACCUUCCUUUAAGGCGAGGAAAGGAACACUAAGGAGAGGGAGAACUAAGGUCGCAGUAGCAGUCUCUAGUUUCACCUUUGCGUCUCCCUGCCCCCACCUUUUCUUUCUGUUCUGUAGGAAGUAGGCUGCCCAGAAACAAGAAGAAAAGUUGUGUUUGGGAAAUUUUAUUGUUUGGUUUUUUUGUUUUGUUUUGUUUUUCUUAAAUAACAUGUAUGGUGGUACAAUCAAAUUGUUCACAUUACCAAAGCAAUAUUUCCUUGGAAUUUAGUUUACUGUUUGUAGCAUCUAAUCUGAUCCUUCUUACCUGUCUGAAUCAACAGUAUGUUCACAUCUUACUAUGUGGCCAUAUUUGCAGAAUGCUAAACCCAAUGUACUGGUUGUACUGUAUGCACUUUUAUGAAGAAGCGAAAAAAUUUGUUGAACUUUUUAUUCAAUUCUGUAUAGAUUAUAAAACUAUUUUUAUUAAAUAAAUAUUUUACAGUAUA